AGAAAAACAAAGGGUGCGAGUGAGAGAUGCCCACAUUUUCCUUUAUCUUGGGUUUCUCGGUGUAUCUUUGCUUAUCUAUAGUAAAUGUAUCAUCAAACUUGACACCGAAAUUCAGAAGAGAUGAUUUUCCAUCUGACUUUGUAUUUGGUGCUGGAACGUCAGCUUAUCAGGUAGAAGGGGCAGUAGCAGAGGAUGGAAGAUCACCCUGUAUAUGGGAUACCUACACUCAUGAUGGUAAGGCUGUGGACAAUAGUACUGCAGACAUAGCCGCAGAUGAAUAUCAUAAAUACAAGGAAGAUGUGAAACUUAUGAGUGAAUUAGGUCUUGAAGCUUACAGAUUUUCCAUUUCUUGGUCAAGACUUAUUCCAAAUGGAAGAGGGGAAGUUAAUCCGAAAGGCUUGAAAUAUUACAAUAAUCUUAUCAAUGAGCUAAUUAAUCGCGGAAUUCAACCACACGUUACUCUCUGCCAUUUGGAUCUCCCUCAAAUUCUUGAUGAUGAAUAUGCAGGGUGGUUAAGCCCAAAUAUUAUUGAGGAUUUCACUGCCUACGCAGAGGUUUGUUUUAGAGAAUUUGGUGAUAGGGUUGCACAUUGGACUACCAUUAAUGAACCAAAUUCAAUGAGUACAUCAUCUUAUGACACGGGUAGAUGGCCCCCUCAACGAUGCACAAACCCAACUGCGGGGGAAGACAUUAAUUGUACAACGGGAAAUUCUUCAACUGAACCUUACAUAGCUAUGCAUAAUGCUUUAUUAGCACAUGCAUCAGCUGCAGCUAUUUACAAAGAAAAGUAUCAAGGCAAACAAAAGGGUGUAAUAGGGUUGAAUGCUUAUGCUUUUUGGUGUACUUCUUUUACAAAUUCUAGUUCUGAUAUCAAAGCAACUCAUAGAGCCCGUGAAUUCUUAAUAGGAUGGACCAUAAAUCCUCUAGUUUAUGGAGAUUAUCCUGACAUAAUGAGGGGAAAAGUUGGUUCUCGGCUCCCACAUUUCACGAAACAAGAAUCCGAACUCAUAAAAAGAUCCUGGGACUUCAUCGGGUUGAACCAUUAUUACACAGUUUACAUUGAAGAUGAUCCUAAGAAUAGUUCAGAAACUGCUGUCAUAGAUUAUUUUUCUGAUAUGGGUGUUAAAAUGGCAGGUUUCAAAGACAAUACACCUGUACCGGCCAGUCAGUUUUCUCUUAGUUCCUCGGCAUCCAAUCCUCCGGGUUUACUAAGCUUGCUUAACUACAUGAAGGACUCUUAUGGAAAUCCUCCUAUUUAUGUUCAAGAAAAUGGUUAUGGAGCACCACAGAAUGAGUCACUGAACGACAUUGAGAGGAUGAAUUACGUGAGUGGGUUCAUCGAAAGCACACUUCGGGCAAUCAGAAACGGAGCCAAUGCGAAAGGAUACUUUAUGUGGUCCUUCCUAGACGUUUUUGAGGUAUUGUUCGGGUAUCAAUCCCGAUAUGGACUCGUUCAUGUCGAUUUCGAUGACAAUCAGCUGAAAAGAACACCGAAAUUAUCAGCUCUGUGGUACUCUAAUUUUCUCAAGAAGAGGAGAAAUAAGUUGCAAGACAUAAACAUCGAAAAUAAGAAUAUAAAUAUCUUGAAUCUCGAAUGAUAAACUGGACUUUGGUUCAUCCACCGCUGUACUAAUAUAAUAUAAACUGUUAAAUUUACUAUCUACAAGUUCAUAAAGCGGUAAGCCCAUUAAUAUGCCUCACUAUAUAUGCAAGUAAGAUUUGGCUCCAUACAAAUCUUUGGAAGUAAAACUCUUUGCAAUAUUUGUUAUGAUGCAAAGAUACCAGGGAUCACUUCCUGGGUUUCAAUACAUAAACCUUGUAGCAGCAGUUAGAAAGUAUUUUUUUUUCAAUUGGG
Messenger RNA from Papaver somniferum (opium poppy), 1855 nucleotides. Its product is annotated as cyanidin 3-O-glucoside 7-O-glucosyltransferase (acyl-glucose)-like. Gene Ontology annotation, molecular function: beta-glucosidase activity. NCBI's taxonomy places the organism in Eukaryota, Viridiplantae, Streptophyta, Magnoliopsida, Ranunculales, Papaveraceae. The transcript has 12 exons. Bases 27 to 1598 code for a protein of 523 amino acids. The record is from RefSeq and is a predicted model, not a curated record. Gene Ontology annotation, biological process: carbohydrate metabolic process.